ACGUUUGAUAAAAACAAAUUGUUGUUAAUCCCGCGACACCGCCACCGCAAAUCGACUAGUAAGCGAGAUAAACGCGCUCUGGCCCCCGUCGACAAUGACCUAGGGCCGCGGGACGGUUCUGAGAGCGACGCGACCGACGAAGUAAACACAGAAUGGCGGACGGGCACAGCAGCGACGAGUCCGACGCAGAGAACCAGGUCGAGCUCGCGGGUGUGCUCAGCAAAUGGACGAAUUACAUACACGGGUGGCAGGACCGGUAUAUUGUGAUAAAGAACGGAACUCUGCUAUAUUACAAGAGCGAACAGGAGAGUGGGUAUGGGUGCAGGGGCGCCCUGUCCCUGGCCAAAGCCACCAUCAAACCCCAUGAAUUUGACGAAUGCCGGUUCGAUGUGGCUGUCAACGAUUGCGUUUGGUAUUUGAGGGCUGAUUCCAUUGAAAGCAAGCAGAGCUGGGUCGAAGCUUUGGAGUCAUAUAAGAUAGAAUCUGGGUAUGGUACGGGUUCGGAGAACAGCCUGAAAAGACAUGGGUCAACCGUCAGCCUGCAGUCGAACACGUUCAGCACGGCGUCGGGUAGCAGCUUCAAGCGGUCGUCACGCAACCUGCGGGAGAAACUCGCCGAGCUCGAGACGUACAAGGAUAUCCUCUCGCGACAAAUCGACACCCUCCAACGGUAUUUCGAUUAUUGCGAGAACAAUAAUGCACAAAACAACUUGCCAAACAAAGGUGAAAAUUUAAUUUUAAAAUGUGGGGCAGAUAAUAAUGCGGCAAAUUCCAUUGCAGAUAACUUGCCGGUGGUUGACUUCAAGGGGGAAGCCAUAACGUUCAAGACGACGACGUCGGCCGUCCUCGCUACGUUGGACCAUUGCGCCGAAUUGGUGAAUCAGCGCGAGGACGCGUGGAGAAAGAGGCUGGAAAGAGAGGUGGACCGCAGGAAACGGUCAGAGUCGCUGAGCAAAACGUAUUUCGAUCAGAUUCAGAAAAUCAGAAAUGUUCAUCCUGGACCCGAUCUAGAGGAGGGACCACAUAGUGUCCUAGCCGAUGACGAGUUUUACGAUGCAGUGGAAUCGGGCAUAGAUAAAAUGGAAGAGGAGCACGAGUUACGUGAGAGGCUCAAAAGUGGCCCAGUCAUCCCCAUAACACCUCCGCCAUCAGCACCCGGAUCACAGCACAGACUCUGGCCGGAGAUUGAAAGGAUGGUGCAAGAACAGGUCUCGAAAGCGAAACUAGGUGUGGGCGAAUGUGGUACGGGAUGGCAGUUGUUUGCCGAAGACGGUGAAAUGAAAAUGUAUAGAAGGGAGGAGGAAGUGGAUGGUAUGGUGGUGGAUCCAUUGAAAGCUGUGCAUGUGGUCAAAGGUAUCACUGGUCAUGAGGUGUGUCAUUAUUUCUUCAGUCCACAGUACAGAUAUGACUGGGAAACUACGCUUGAACAGAUGAACGUAUUGGAAACAAUAUCUGAAGACACCCUGGUAUUCCUACAAACCCAUAAGAGAAUAUGGCCCGCCAGCCAGAGAGACGUAGUCUUUUGGUCCCAUAUGCGACGGUUACCUAACGAUCAGGACAGAGACGGGCCAGAUAUAUGGACUGUAGUGAAUAAUUCGACCGAGGAUCCCGAAUAUCCCGCCAACGUGGGUAAAUGUGUUAGAAUAUAUUUGACUGUGUGCUUGAUGUGUCAAACACGUGUGGACCCGCCCAAAGAUGGUGCACCUAUUUCUAGGGAUAAUGUUUCGUGUAAAAUAACAUACUGUUCUGUUGUAAACCCAGGAGGAUGGGCACCCGCUUCAGUAUUGAGAGCUGUAUAUAAAAGAGAAUAUCCCAAAUUCUUAAAGAGAUUUACUGCUUAUGUGAAAAACCAAACAAAAAACAAGCCUAUAAUGUUUUAGAUUUAAGGUCAGGGUUUUAAGUCUUUUACACUAUUUUAAUUUUUAUUUAAAUUCAAUAUUAUUAAACGUUAUUUUAUGUUAAA
Messenger RNA from Aethina tumida (small hive beetle), 1963 nucleotides. RefSeq names its product ceramide transfer protein (gene cert). Lineage: Eukaryota; Metazoa; Arthropoda; Insecta; Coleoptera; Nitidulidae. The coding region runs from base 153 to 1880 and encodes 575 amino acids. The record is from RefSeq and is a predicted model, not a curated record. Gene Ontology annotation, biological process: ER to Golgi ceramide transport. Gene Ontology annotation, molecular function: phosphatidylinositol-4-phosphate binding. The transcript has 8 exons. Gene Ontology annotation, cellular component: Golgi apparatus.